Molecule: messenger RNA, 1476 nt
Organism: Ustilaginoidea virens
Lineage: Eukaryota; Fungi; Ascomycota; Sordariomycetes; Hypocreales; Clavicipitaceae
Exons: 2
Coding region: 1-1476 (491 amino acids)
Molecular function (GO): ATP binding; nucleic acid binding; RNA helicase activity
Source: RefSeq, a predicted model, not a curated record
AUGCCCGACGAAAAGAGGCGCAAAGUCGCCCCGGGCCGCCGCGCCCACGCUCGCACCAGCCCCCCGCCCCCCGCCGAUGCCGCCGCCCCGUCGGAGCCAGAGCCAGAGCCAGAGCCAGAGCCAGAGCCAGAGCCCUCCAACGACGAAGAAUCGGCCACCCUCGACGCCCCCUCCGCCGAGGAGUCGUCUGCCGUGGCCCCCAAGACCUUUAAAGAACUGGGCAUCGUCGACUCGUUAUGCGAGGCCUGCGAGGCCCUCCACUACCGGCACCCCACGCCCAUCCAGCAACAGUCCAUUCCCGUCGCCCUCGCGGGCCGCGACAUCAUCGGCCUCGCCGAGACGGGCUCCGGCAAGACGGCCGCGUUCGCGCUCCCCAUCCUGCAGGCGCUGCUCGACAAGCCCCAGCCGCUGUUCGGCCUCGUCCUCGCGCCGACCCGCGAGCUCGCCGCCCAGAUCGGCCAGUCCUUCGAGGCCCUCGGGGCGCCCAUCUCGCUCCGCUGCGCCGUCAUCGUCGGCGGCCUCGACAUGGUCCCCCAGGCCGUCGCCCUCGGCAAGAAGCCCCACAUCGUCGUCGCCACCCCCGGCCGCCUGGUCGACCACCUCGAAAAGACAAAGGGCUUCUCGCUGCGCACGCUCAAGUAUCUCGUCCUGGACGAGGCCGACCGGCUGCUGGACCUUGACUUUGGCCCCGCCAUCGACAAGCUCCUCAAGUUCAUCCCCCGCGAGCGGAGGACCUACCUCUUCUCGGCCACCCUCAGCUCCAAGGUGGAGAGCCUCCAGCGCGCGAGCCUGCGCGACCCCGUCCGCGUCAGCAUCAGCUCCAGCAAGUAUCAGACCGUCUCGACCCUGCUCCAGCACCUCCUCUUCAUCCCGCUCGUCCGCAAGGACACGUACCUCAUCUACCUCGCCAACGAGUUCGCCGGCAAAUCCAUCAUCGUCUUCACCCGCACCGUCUGGGAGACGCAGCGGGUGGCCAUCCUGCUGCGCACCCUCGGCUUCGGCGCCAUCCCCCUCCACGGUCAGCUCUCCCAAUCCUCUCGCCUGGGCGCCCUCAACAAGUUCCGCUCCGGCACCCGCGACAUCCUCGUCGCCACAGACGUGGCCGCCCGUGGCCUCGACAUCCCCAAGGUUGACGUCGUCCUCAACUACGAUCUGCCCCAGGACUCCAAAACCUACAUCCACAGAGUCGGCCGCACAGCCCGCGCGGGCAAGUCCGGCAUCGCCCUCAGCUUCGUCACCCAGUACGACAUAGAGAUCUACCAGCGCAUCGAGGCCGCUCUCGGCAAGAAGCUGGGCAUUUACCCCACCGAGAAGGAAGAGGUCAUGGCCUUCCAAGCCCGCGUCGAGGAAGCCCAGCGUCACGCGAGGGUAGAGAUGAAGAACCUGUCCGAAACCAAGGGGAAUGGGAAGAAUGGCGGCAGGGCGAAGAAGGAUGGCAAGAGGAGGAGAGAUGACAUGGAUAAGGAGGAGGGUUGA